Messenger RNA from Fusarium venenatum, 795 nucleotides. RefSeq lists its product as uncharacterized. The record is from RefSeq and is a predicted model, not a curated record. Lineage: Eukaryota; Fungi; Ascomycota; Sordariomycetes; Hypocreales; Nectriaceae.
AUGCGAGUAUACGAGCAACAAGAGAGGCCCUCGGCCUUCCAUGAGGAGGAGGGUGUCUACUCCCGACAAGAUAAUAAGGAACUAUUCGAGGUUGUGUUUGGUAUUUCUAUCUCAUACGAAGGGGCCGUGGAUUUCUGGAAAUCAGGGUUCUCAAUAAUACAGCCUGGGUGGGAGGAGGUCUUUUCCCAAUUCCCUGAUCACUUACACUGGCUGGUAGCGGAGGUGAUUGAACCCCUCAUGUCUGGCUUCACCUCGAGAUGUCCUGCACAAUAUAACUCUGCUCAACAAUACACAUGGAACCUGAUUCUCGAAACUGCUCAAGAACUAGGUCCUCAGAAAUACGUUAGACGUCCUCACCCGUACGGAGCUAUCGGUGAUGGUCGCCCUCGCCCAGAAACGGGCCCUACAUCUUCCUCGCCUUCUCCCGCAGAAGAAACUACGUCUCCUCCUCCUCCUCCUCCUCCUCCUCCUCCUCCUCCUCCUCCUCCUCCUCCUCCUCCUCCUCCUCCUCCUCCUCCUCCUCCUCCUCCUCCUCCUCCCUCAAAGUCUUUCUUGCCUUCUUGGCUGGGAGAAGACACAAAUUCUUCUCCUCCUCAAACAUACCAAGAGAUGGUGGCGACAUUUGCUCCUGAUGAGCAAAAUGAGAGAUAUACAGCUUCUUCAGACUGUUAUCAAGCAAAUGGCAUAUAUCCUGAAAGGUCAUAUAACUCCGGUCCAAGUAGUAUCGUCUCAGAUUAUUGCUGUUCGACUCCGCCUUCUUCGUCAAUCUUCGCCUGUAAUGCCGGACCACCUUGA